Messenger RNA from Penicillium verrucosum, 1416 nucleotides. RefSeq lists its product as uncharacterized. The annotation marks the transcript as partial. The record is from RefSeq and is a predicted model, not a curated record. The transcript is spliced from 6 exons. NCBI's taxonomy places the organism in Eukaryota, Fungi, Ascomycota, Eurotiomycetes, Eurotiales, Aspergillaceae.
CCUGCUACGCUAGAGAAAUACGAUUAUGUAGUUAGCAACUGGGCCCUAUGGAGGAUUUCUCGUAACGAGUCCACAGACCCAGAUUUUCCUAACCUACCUGUUCCGACUCCUGAACGUCUGAAACUUUUCGCAGAGUUUUAUAUCAAAUCCUGUAAAAAGAUUCCGUCUCAAAGAACGGCUUGUGGUUACUUUACUAGCUUUACGUCAAAGUGGGAGCGUGAAACUUCUCGAUCCCUUUCUAAGGAAGUCAAGGACGACGUUCUUAACCUCCCUACAAAGCCUAGAGAGCGCUUCCUAGUCAACGGAAAGGAUAUAGAUUACCUGCUUCGACACCUCUUUGUGGAUGACCAUCACGAUUAUGUAUAUGAAAGAGUACGUAUGCAGACUGGAAGUUCUCUUUCUUUAUUUGCUGGCUCGGGUUACCUUUCAUUUCAUCUUAAAUGGAGCAAGGCAAAGGGGCAUCUGAUACGUUGGGUAACAAUUGAUCCCGAAUUCAUAAAAGGCUGGCGUUAUCGCGACGAUACUACCCUCCCAAGGAAUUGGUUUAGGGAGCAUCCAGUUCUUGGAAUGAGUUUUGUCUUCUGGGUAAUCGUUCAUGGGGUGGCGGAUGGUGCCUUUAAAGGGCUUGCUACUGUGACAGAGGUUCUUGCCGCAAAGCCACCUAAGGGAAGAGAGUCAUGGACUCUAGAAUGGAACGAAACCGUAAAGGACCUCCCAUUCUUUAGAAUGGUCGACUCUAAAGGACCCAAAUCAACGAAGGCAUUGACCUUCUCCUCAUUGCGGCAUAACUUCACUAGCUUAGCCCAGCGCGAUGGGUUCAAAGACCAGUUGCGUGUACAUGGAAUUCGAGGAGGCGUUGCAAACAAGAUCGACCCCAAGGCUUCCCAGGCUACUCGUGGUCAGGCUCUUGAUCACCAGAAUCAUGACACCUUUAUAAAAUAUCAGUCUUCUCUCAAGGCGUUAGAUAUACAGGCCUUAUUCUAUGAUUUAGAGCCUGACUACGAAUGCCGUGAUAUGGAACAAAGCAUGUCUCAUCACCGAGAUUCGAACGUGCCACUCCAACUCAAUGCAGCUGCGAUCGCACAAUUCACAACUAACGAUGAAAUUGUUAAGAUAAAUCAGAGAAUUGCUCACAUAACCCAGGAGAUUGCUGGAAAAUUGGAAGAAAAUAGGGACCUCGUAUUUGAACGGGCUCGUCUUUAUGACAAGAAAGCAAAACGAUUGCUAGCCUGGAAGAAGGAUUUUGUCAAAGACUGGUGGGAUACUUCAUACGCUGAGUAUGUGUCUGGGAACGACUUCUCCGAACGCGACUUAACACCUCUUUUUGACGUCUACAAGAAAUAUCUACCAGAGCGCUCCCGUCUCAGCGAGAACCUAUUGAAGAAGGGAUCUCUAGAUAGUGAACUUGGUCGAUAG